UUCGUGCUGCCUAAAUUACAUUUGUAAGAUGGAAUAUUGUCUUACCUGAUAUAUACAUAUUAUGUACUUUACGAAUAUGGUGUACUGUGUUCAUCAGACCUCAAAUUUCCUGUGUUAUUCAAUUCUGUGAAAUAAGGGGGCGGGACGAAGGAACUGAAAACAACUUGACGUGAAGAGCGCGUAUUUGUCUAGCCGCACCUCUCGAUAGUAGGGCGGGGAAUCAGUUGUUUGGUCAUGGUAAGGGCGAAAAGUUACACAAGCGAACACAGGGUUUUGUAAUAUAAGCAUAUGAGAUUGACUCUGUCAUACCAAAGGUGUCAGGUCUUUCUGGGUUGCAAUAUGCUUUCCCAGACAUCUUGAAAUAACCUGUAAUCGAGCCAGACUGGACAGCAAUUGUGUCCUCUUUUAUUCAAACGCGUCAAAUACGGGUCCAUCAUCUAAAAUAAGGGGAUUCAAUUAUAGUCUCUCAGUGGAUUAAAUGAUAUGCAAGAGAUAACAAGAUCAACACAUUCAUUUUAUCAUCUCUGGUGAAAAGGUAGUGGUCUCCUUUGCUUUUUCCAAGUUUAAGAAGCGCGCGACUUUUUGAAGCUCGGAUUCACCCGCGUAUUUGGAGACAUUGACUUGGAACUAAGAAAACAUGGAACUGCCUUCGGUCAUCUUGACGACGGGAAGCUCGGUCUGCUUCUUUAAACUAGUUAACUGUGGAAUUAGUAAACUCUCUAUGCCAGAGAGUGCAUGUAGGAACGCGUGGAAAUGGAGAAACAUCUCCACGUCUUUCGUCCAUAGUCUCAUAACAGGGAUCUGGGCUGUGCUUUGCUUUUACUUGCACCCGCGGAUGGCAGAAGAUUUAAUUGCAACCUAUUCCGUCUUCUCUCAUGCUCUGGUAUCUGUAUCAAUUGGUUACUUCAUCUAUGACUUCCUUGACAUGGUCCUCAACCAAAAACUUAGCCAGUCAUGGGAGCUCCUUUUCCAUCACUGUGUGGUAAUCACCUGUUUUGGGAUUGCGGUGUUCAGCUGCCGUUACGUGGGCUUUGCGGUGGUGGCCCUGCUGGUGGAGAUCAACUCCGUCUUCCUCCACCUGCGUCAGUCGCUGCGCAUGGCCAGCCUGGCCCAGACCACCGUCUACCGGGUCAACAGCAUGCUCAACCUGGGCACCUACAUGGUCUUCCGCAUCGCCACGCUGGCGUGGAUGACCCGCUGGCUGGUGCUCAACCGCGACAAAGUGCCCCUCGUCAGCUACACGGUGGGCAGCGUGGGCAUGGCCAUCAUGACGGCCAUGAACAUCGUACUCUUCUACCGCCUCUUGCAAAGCGACUUCCUCAAAAGCAGCCGCGAGGGCAAGAAGAAGGAGAAGUAGGCGGGUGUAUGGGUGGGGGGGGGGGGGGGCCAAACAAAUCAUCCCUCCCGCCCACGCAUCUACCUCCCAUUCCAGUCCUGCAGGGACCCUAAACACUUACAUGACAGAUGACUAGUGAUCUAGACGGUUUGAAGCCUUUCCCAAAUCGUGUGUCUUUUU
This is a messenger RNA of Clupea harengus (Atlantic herring), 1516 nucleotides long. It is a transcript of the gene tlcd2, whose product is annotated as TLC domain containing 2. Gene Ontology annotation, cellular component: plasma membrane. Lineage: Eukaryota; Metazoa; Chordata; Actinopteri; Clupeiformes; Clupeidae. The record is from RefSeq and is a predicted model, not a curated record. Gene Ontology annotation, biological process: membrane assembly; phospholipid homeostasis; plasma membrane organization.